CUCCGCGUCCCUGUCUGUCUCUCUCUCUCUCUCUCUCUUUCUUUCUCUCGCGCGCUCUCUCUUUCUCCGUCUCUCUCUCCUUCUCUCUUCCGCACUCAGAACGGAGAGCGUUCUUGAUCUCUCGCGCGCCUCGGAUUCCGCGACUAACGCAACGCCAGCGGCAGUGAUACCCGGUUCCAUCGAGCGGCGAGAGAUCGUGCGCUCGUCGUCGUCGUCGUCGUGAUCGUCGUCCGCGUUUUCCUGCACCGCCGGAUUCAAGUGCGAUCGAUAAGUUGGUUUUGACAAGCGCACGGACCCGGUGAAGAAGCAGCCAGCCACCCGCUCGCCCGCCAUAGCUCCUCGUCGCUCCGCAGGAGAGGAUCGCCCCCGUCUGUGGAUAUUUACUCGACGCAGGGAGCCUCUCGCGCAAAAGGAGCAGGAUAUAGGAUGGGCCGAGCCGUGCGAGCAGGUGUCGUUCAACAUUGAAGAGGAGGAGUAUCUCAAAAAAGCGAGAAAAGCAGGAAAGCGCGAAGGAUGCCUGCUUCGUCGCAAACCGCCGCAUCCGAGCGGCGAAACGAAAGGGCGCUGACGACGCAUGAACCACCGAAAUUGAAAACGACCUUGAAAACGCCUCCCAAGCAAGCAACCAAUCCUUUGCAAUUCGUCAAAGUCGGACCAUGUUCGCUGUAUCGAACCGCGCAGGAGCAAUUGCAGAAAGUCCAAGAAGUAAAGAAAAUCAAACAGGAAGUCCGCGAUGAUCCGGAGGAUUGGCAAUCGAAUUUGGAUAACUGGAAGAGUAGCCGGAGGAAGCGGCAGGAACAUAUAAUCGAGCGGGUGGUGGAGGUGAAGAAACUCGAGUUAGAGGAGCACGAUCGUCAGCGUCGUCGGAACAAAACCUUCUCGGAGAUGAUGGAGGAGCGCGGUAACAGGGGCCGUAAGCUGAGCAUUAGCUUGGCUAUGUACAACGACGAGGACGCGAAUGAUCUCAGUGACCUCGGGAUCGGUACCAGCAGCGGCAAGAGCUCGGUCAGCGGCGAUACGCAUGACGACACGCAUAGUGUUUUGAGCGACAGGGACAGCGAGAUCGAAAAGAGUCAUUCGGAUGUCGAUAACGCCACCGACAUGACCUCAUCCACGACAACGAGCACUGCAACGACGACGACGGCAAUAAUCGCGAGCACAUCAGCAACAGCAACGAUGACGUCAGCAACAACGAUGCUGACGGCGACGACGGAUACAAGUACAGCAAUAGCAUCGACAACGGCGGCAACAGCGACGGCGUCUACCGCGAGAAAGAUGUUCGGCGGUGCUUAUCACGGCCACCUAAAUCACAAUCAGGAGUACGAUUCCGGCACUACCGCGACAACGAGCUCGCCCGAGCCGGAGGAAUAUACGUACGAAGGCGCCAUUCGCGGUUACGUAUCGAGAGUGUCACAAAACAUACCGCGGAGAUCUUUGACCGGGAUCGACUCUAAAUUGGAAGUGGCAAAAUCGUCAGUGAAUGGUUCGAAGACGAACUUAAACGAUGACAGUAGUAAAUCCCCGCUGUCGGUGGUGAAGGUAGACAUAUUGAAGCGACGCGAGGUGUUUGAGAAGGCGUCGCAAAAGAGCAACGACGGCAAGACGAACAACAGGCUGUCCGGUGACUUCACUGGCACGAAAUCGAUCAAAGAGAGGCUGUCAAGUCUCGAGAGACAGAAAUACGAGACGGAAAACGGCGACAAGGCCACUAGUAAAACCCUCAACCGAUUGUCCGGCGACAUGAGUUCUAUCCGGGAGAGGCUCACUCACUUAGAAAAGCAAGCUUCGGAGCGAGAGAGCAAGAGUUCCGUUCACCGCAAGCUCAGCACGGAGGAUCUGGAGACGGUGAGGCCUCUCAGGGAGAGACUGUCCACCUUGGAGAAAUACAGUAGCAGCGACGAGUCCUCGGUGCCGACUACGACAAAUGAGUCGCGCUCGCAUAAUGGCGAGCUUACCGCCAGGACAAUCAAGGAUCGUCUCAGCGCUCUGGAUGCUUCUAGGGGUAAGGAUACGAUGGACAAACGAGGGCCCGUCGUACAUGUCGGCAAGCAUCCGCUCUGUUUCCGUGACCCGGAGAACAGAGUCGACACCUCGACGCCCAGCGAGAGGAGUUCGUCGCCCGAUUCGGAGUAUCGCGUACCGCGAGCCGUCUUCCACAGGAGCCUGGACUCCUUGGACGCGGACGCGUCCAGCGGUCCGGACACUUUCGAGCGCGUGCAAAGCCUCGAGGAGCUCGAUUAUGGACGCCAGUAUCCCGCCUCGUCGUCGUCCGCGGAACUCCUGAACGACACCGACCGCGAAGACUCGGGUAUCCACACCGCGGACGUAAGUUGCUCGGUCAGCCAGGCGGAUGAGCCGAUCGACGAGGAAAUCGUGCAGCACACCGGCGGUGCGAUUAUCGAACGACGAGAAGUUAUUGAGGAAAGGGUCAAGACUACGUCUAUCGUCCAGGAGGAUGCAUCGACGUCGGGCACGACGGUAGAAGCGCCGAACGAUACCGCGACGGCUAAUCAUUCACAGUUCACCAACCACCGGGAGGCAGUAGCAGUGAAUAAGGGUACUGCUGACAUCUCUGGGAAACUGUCAACUAACAAAUCACAGCCACAGUCGCACAUUGAGACCAUUACUAAUUCUAAUACACUUCGUUCGCAUACUUCCGUGCCUCGCGCGAUCACCCAUCCGAGUUCCAAAGUACCUCCGCGAGAAACAACGGUUCCCGAAAGCUUUUCGAAAGUACGCGCGUUCGGCAAAGACACGGUCGAGUUCAAGACAGAUUGCGAGUCGAGUCCCAACGAGUCUGUAGUCUCGGCCAGUCUGAAACUCUGCAUCGAGCAGGCGAGACCGAAAUUCGUUGGCCAAGCGAAGCGGCAGAACCUGUCUAAGGAACCCCUCUCUAGUCUCCCCCAAUCUCAGCCGUGUUCGGACACCAUCCCUAGCGCGGAGACAUACCAAUUGUCGUUUCCCGCCGUCAGAGCGACGACGAUCCCGACUAGCCUCCCUCUCGAAGCCAGUCCAGUUUCCAAACCCGCGUCUUGCCGCACCACAUCCAAGAUUCCCACCCCUCUCUCUCGCAAAGCCGCCAAGUCCUCGCCAACGAGUCCCGACUCUGUCUUGAUCUCGCCCAUUUCCAAAACCUCGCCCUCGAAGGCGCACAGCGCGAGUAACAAACCCUCAACGAGCCAGUCUCCCUGCCCGAUUCGGAGAACGUCCGAACCGGCGACGACCGUCGAGCUCUCCUCGCCCCUGUCCCCGCAAGCGAGUUCAGUGGAGCCUCCGCCCUCGCCCUCGUCGAGAUUACCCCCAGCGAGUGUGCGACGACACGAGGAUACGCUGCUGUCUCCGGAACGACGUCGCACCGUGGUGGAAGUGUGCGAGAAAGUAGUGGUACCUCAGGGCAAGGCACCCGCGUCGCCGCCGGUGACGCCGUUCAUCACGGUGAACUGCGUCAGCGCGUCGGACAAGCGGACAACCCCCGUCGCCGAGGAACGGAUCGUUAUCGAGAAAGCGGAUCUAGAGGAGGAGGCGACCGCCGUUGCGAACCGCCCAGCGGCUCCCGCAGUCGAGAACAAGCAGCAGGAAACGACAGAGACGUCGGCGAGCGUCGGGAUGCCCGCUGCCGUCACCAUGAAGAAGUGCGACGUCGACGUCGAUGUGCACGACGCGCCAAACACCAUGGUCGCCACGCCGACAGUUGGCCAACCGCUGGAACGACCGACGAACCUGAGUUUAGCCAAGCAGGAAGUCAAUUUGGCCGACACACUAAAUAUUCCGAGUCCAACCUCGCCGAUUUCCAAACAAAUUUUACCGCUAACUUUGUCCAACAACGAGGAGAUAAUCGCCGAUCAAUCUUUCCUUCUGAGUCCACCAACGAGCGUAGAACCCCCGAAGGAGAAACCACCGCCACCUCCAGUGGAUGUGAGCGACGAAGAGACUCCUCCGCCGGAGCUGCUCAAGAGAUUGAACUCCACUCGCAGAAUCAAGAAAGAGUUGCGCACGAGACGCUCCGAUUUCCUUGGUAUUGAAGGGCAGGUCAACGAUGACGAUCUCGAACCCGAGUUGACGCUAACGAAACCACCAGAUAUGGCGGCGAUUCUUGCCGAGGAGAGACGCAUCGAACAACUCCAUCGUCGCUCGUACGACACCGACAGUAAUUACGAGCAAGAUUCGAGCCACGAGAGAGACUCCGGGGUCGAGUUGGGACAUGUCGAGGACUGGGCGAAGCAGCCGGUUAGCCCCGACAUGUCGCAGCACAGUAGACAGAGCAGCGAGCCCUUCGGCGCCAGUGUCACUUCCUCCGAAGAGGAUGAAAUAACGAAGAAAGAGCGAGAGAUCAUCGAGGUCCUCGAGAAGGAAGAACAGUGGCGAUACGGUGACAAUCGCGAAUACAACAGUGACUUGGGGGAAAAACUGGCCCAUAAACUGCGCGAACUCGAGGAAGAAAAGAUGCAACUGGAGAGGGAGGCAAUAUUGCGCUGCAAUGAGGACGCAUUUCGUAAGAGGGACGACAGCGCACGCAAGCAGGAAGAUUCCUCACACGAGCAACCGCAACAGCAACACGAUGAGACAGCGAAACAGCGGGAGACUCAGGCACAAAUGACCGAGGAGGAAGCAAAGUACAUCGGAGACAAGCGAAAGGACGAGGAGCUUGAGUCGCAGUCGGAACAACUGAGGAUGCAGAACGAGAUCGAGGCGAAAGAGCGCAGAGUCGCUGAUGCGUGUCGCAAGGAGGAGAUGCGCAUCCGAACGAUGGAAAGUCAAAUUCGCGAGCAAGAGAACAAGGCAUUGGUCGGUGCUGGGUUGAGCAGCAACGAAGAUGAAUUCCCUUCUGGGGAAGUAUUACGAGUGGAAAGGGAACUUCUACAAUUGGAACAAGAAGAAUUAAAGAGACAACGCAAUAAUUUGGUUUAUCGCGAGCAGAAGCAGCUCAGAUUGGCUGAGCAGUUACAGGAACAGUGGAAAUCGUUGCAAGACGUUGCGCAGAAUUCUAUUAAAAAUAACACGCAACAGUACAAAUAUCAUACGCCUGCGGUGAAUUACAGAUCUUCGAUGCCGAACUUGCAGUUUCAAGAUGCAUCGAGAAGGAGACCACCGCCACCGCCGAUUCCACUUUCUAAACCACGUAUGCUAGAUCAGAGACAAAGAGAUGUUACAAUCAGGAAUAGCCGUAUACCAUCCGCGGAUUCCAUUCCUCAACAAGUAGAUGCAUCCAUUCGGGAGAAUGCGGUACAAACAACACUCGGAAAUCACACUGGUCAACAAAUGUCCAGGCAAACCUUACAGGCAUUAAGCGCGGUACCGCGUCCACGAAUUGUUCAAGGUGAUCAGUGGGUUCAGCGAAGAAAAAGUGAUGUGCCAAGAGGUGCUCAUGAUGUGAACUAUCAACAUUGGCUUAUUCAAGAAGCAGAACAAAGGAGGAUUAAUGAGAGAAAUCAACGAUCACCGGCGCGAAAAUCUCAGCCGCAUGUAACUGGUACUUCCGUACCAUAUAACGCUCCAAUUCGGGCAGAUAGUAAACCGCUACCAGAUUCUAUCAUACAAACUCUAACACAAAGGGUACAGAAUAAAACGCAAGAGAAACCUCUUCUAACAAGGCGAAGGCCGGAGCAAGUUCACAAUCAAGAACACUUGACUGUGCAACAUCAAUCGCCCCAAUACACGCUACAAUCUCAAAAAACGCAACAUGCGCCAAUCGCAAAUAACAACGGGAAUCAGGAAAAAAUGUUGAGCGUGAGUGGGAAAAAGAAGUGUUCACACUGCGGAGAGGAAUUAGGUCGAGGCGCUGCGAUGAUAAUCGAAAGUCUACGAUUGUUCUAUCAUAUGGAAUGCUUUAAGUGUUGCGUAUGCCAUGUGCGUCUCGGCGAUGGAUUGAUGGGAACGGACGUACGCGUCCGAAAUCACAAGCUCCACUGCCAUAACUGCUACUCCAGUGAUGAUGGUGUCAAGUUCAGUUGUGUGUAGAGGCCUGGUGGUUAACGGAAUUACGCUGAUUAACUUGAUUGUAUCGCUUUUCGGCUAUAUUUUAAGAUCUUUAUAAUCGACUAUUUAGUCACCUUAUUUAAAAGUGUCAUAUUGACGCGCAGCAUAAAAUAAAUUGCAUAAAUCUAAUUUUUUGACAGGUCAAAUAGAAAAAGGAAUGAUACCAUUGUCGCCACGCGAUAUAUUAUUUUCCGUAUUUUUUAUUCAAAAUAGUGAAUUCAACACAUGUAUGCAAUACUGUUUCUACCAACUAACAUGAAUCAUAUGCGAAGGAUGUAUAUAAGAUGUAUUUAUGUAAUUAGUUAUAGAAAUAAGAAAUCAUAAUUGUUGAGAUGGUUUAAUGUGGAUGUAACUGGCGUUACUUUACUGACGCUGUAUAUUUUUGUAAUAUAGUUCUCGUACUAUUUAUACCAGGUAUAUCUAAUUUACAACGGUUACAUAACAGAAUGCGCGCGAUUGUUUGUUUUUAAGCGAAAUCUUCGAUUUUUUUUAUUUGUACUUCGGAAGCGAAUAGGCUUGAAGUUGAGUCUCCGCCGAAAUAAUCAAAUUUUUAGUUUCGGGAAAUAGCCAAUAAUUACAAACAGUGGCGGAUCUAUGUGUUAAGAGUCUCCUGACGUAUAAAUAUGUGCUAAUAUUGUUUUUUUAAUUUAAAUUUUGCAAUUUUUUUCUUAUAAAUUUUAAAAACUUAUUAAAUGCCAAACAAUAUCAGAAAUAAAUUUUUUAUGCAUAUUUAUAUUCCCAUUUUUUUAAUGUGACUUGGCAUUCAAUAUUUCUUUUUAUAUUAUAAUAAUUAAAUUACAUAUCUACAAACCAAACUCUUUUACAUCUUACAGGAAUAUUAAUUUUAAAUCCGACAAAAUUAGUUUUAGGUCUGUUACAAUUUAUGAAUCAAAAUAUGUACUUGUAUCGGUAUUUCUACGAUGAUAUAUAAGAAUUAGUUCAAUGCGAUCGUGCGAGCAAGACAAUUCUUCAAUCGCUUCCUAUAUAAUUGUAUCGAAGACAUGUUACAUUGUGAAAUAUUGUAACAUACGCAUCUCGUGUUAUUAACGUAAUUUUAUAUUAUUAGAGAGAAUAAAUAUAAAAAAAAAUA
Molecule: messenger RNA, 7066 nt
Organism: Solenopsis invicta (red fire ant)
Lineage: Eukaryota; Metazoa; Arthropoda; Insecta; Hymenoptera; Formicidae
Gene: smash
Product: serine-rich adhesin for platelets
Exons: 17
Coding region: 514-5958 (1814 amino acids)
Biological process (GO): positive regulation of stress fiber assembly; regulation of focal adhesion assembly
Cellular component (GO): stress fiber
Molecular function (GO): myosin II head/neck binding
Source: RefSeq, a predicted model, not a curated record